AUGAACAAAAAUAUGAACUCACCGUCUAAACUUACGGAGUUCGCUCCGUUAAGUCCUGAAGAAAGCCAACCUGUUGUAGCUUCUCUAUUUUCCAAAUUUUUUAACUUCACUAAAGGUUCACAAAAUGUUGAUGAUUCUACAAUCUCUUCUACUACCAAUGAAGAACAAAGCUCAUCUGAUUCUGAAUCUUGGAAACAGUCAGAGAGUACUGAAAAAUCACCUGAAGAUGACAGUUCAAGUAUGAUGAACUUUCCAUUAGAUACUCGUGAAGGAAGAAGUUUACCAAAUGUAUUAAAACGUAUUAGUAAUAUUGUAGCUUUGAAAAGUAGCAACUUACGCUCGUACAAAGAUUCUCAGCUAAGAAGCUAUUGGAUGCCAGAUAGUGUAAGCAAGCAGUGUUAUGAAUGUGGUGAACGAUUUACAACUUUUCGCAGAAGACAUCAUUGCCGUGUUUGUGGACAAAUAUUCUGUUCGAAAUGUUGCUCUGAUCAGAUUCCUGGAAAAGUUAUGGGAUGCACCGGUGAUCUCAGAGUAUGUACAUAUUGUUGCAAAGUAGUUUUAUCUUAUUUACAAUCAUCAGACAUGAGAAGCGAUCUAUCAGCAGAUUUAAAGGCAUUGCAAGAAGACCUGCAAGUUAAAUAUGGAAAUAAUUCACCACCUGUCACACAGAAAUGUUCAAAUGAAUCAGUAGAAGAUGAAAGUUCAAUCUAUAGGAAACCAAGUGUAGGGUAUAUGGAAGAAAAAUAUGCUAUUGGACGGCCAACAACUAGUUACUUAACAUCACAGGAACGUUCUAUUGUCUUACAAAAUUCAGCUUCUUUGAGAAUGAUUUAUGAAGAAUUAUUUAGAUCUAGUCAAGCAAUUAUCUUACAAACACAUAGAGUUAGACUAAAAAGUUAUCAUAAUUGCUUUCUGGCCAAUGAAUUAGUGAAUUGGAUGAUAGCACAAAAUAAAGCAGCUACUCGAGUGCAAGCUACUGCUAUAGGCCAGGCAUUGCUGGAAGCUGGUUUUAUAGAACCUGUAGUUGCUGAUAAUAUAUUUAGUGAUACAGCAACUAUAUUUAAGCCAGUCAAAUUAUCGAAUAUGCAAAGCAUGGAUUUAUUAAUUGAGACUCAAAAUACCUGUGAUGCUCAAGAACCAGCAUGGGUAAAAACUAUCCCACAACAUGAUUCAACAACUGAUUCAGAAAGUGAAACAAAACCUUCGAAUUCAGUACAACAAACAACUGGACGUUUACCAUCAUCUAGUUCAAGUUUUUACUUAGAUUUAAACUUAGAAGCAUCUACUGUUACAUUAAAAAGACCUACAUCGGAAGACUUAACUACAAUUUCUGUAGAUAGUAGUGAUGGUAUAAUUGAACAGAAGGAAGUCACAGUAAAAUCACAUAAAUGUAAUUUUAAGAUUGCUGAUGAUCUUUUAAAUGAUACACUACAAGUACAAGAAUUUAAAGAAAAGAAUGGUUGGCAUAAACCAACAAAUUUGCGAACCGUGUUUGGAGAACUACAUGCGUAUGAAUGUCUAACAUCUGCGUACAAGCAACAUGAAGAUUCACUAAUUAAGCAACUUCUUAAUAAAGAAGGUUUAUCACAAAGUUGGUCAGAAGUAAUACUCCCUAUCGCCCACCAAAUUAUUGAUUUUGUAAGACCAGAUUUAAAUCAUAAUGUGGAUGAUUUGGAUAUUCGACAAUAUGUACAAAUAAAAAAAUGUCCUGGCGGAAGUAGAGAUGAUUGUGAAAUUGUGUCUGGUGUAGUUUGUACGAAAAAUGUUGCACACAGAGGAAUGAACGCAAUGAUAGCUCAUCCAAAAAUUUUAUUACUUCAGUGUGGACUCAUGUAUCAACGCGUAGAAGGAAAAUUAUUAAGUCUAGAACCUGUGAUGUUACAAGAAAACGAAUAUUUGGGUCACACAGUUGCUAGGAUUACCGCACUUGGACCAGAUGUUGUACUAGUACAUCGUUCUGUUUCAAGAUUAGCACAAGAUAGACUCAGAGAAUGUGGAGUAACACUUGUUUUGAAUGUAAAACUCAGUGUUCUUGAAAGGAUUGCACGGUGUACAGGUGCUAAUAUUGUGAAUACUAUUGAUGCACACAUAAGUGCAAGGUAUAUGCUUGGUACAUGUAAAAAAUUUUAUUUGCGAAACUUUUCAAAUGAUAAAAAUGGUAUUAAAACGUUAAUGUACUUUGAGGGAUGUGCAAAUCCACAUUUAGGAGCUACAAUCUUGUUACGAGGUGGUUCUCAAACAGAAUUAAAAAAAGUAAAGAAUGUGACUUCAAUGAUGAUCUUUGCUGCUUAUUCUUGGCGUCUUGAAAAGUCAUUUCUUAUGGAUGAAUUUGCAAGACCACCAUCGCCUAAAGAUAAUCCAUUUUUGGAUGAAACGUGCAAAGAUUUCAAAGAUUUUCAAGAAACCAAUAAAAUAUUACAUGCUAAAGUUAGUGAAGAAAAUGAUUUGUUAUUGGGUCAUUGCAAAGAGUAUACAGAGAAUCAGGAAAUUUUAAAGGUAUCAGAAGUUCAAGAAGAUUCUGGAAGUGUAUCAAGUGAUAAACUAUGUCUAGAACUAGAACUUUCAUUAAAUGAAGGUACACCAAUAAAAGACAUAGUUUCAAACUCCAUUAAACAAAUAUCUUCUAUAUUAUCUGAAGAUAUUGAUCCUUAUGAUACUUUAAAAUUAUUUAAACCCAAAACAAAAUCUUCUGUAAUUGACGAAAAAGCUGCAGGGAAUUGCCUAACAAGUAAAACAAAUAAUGAUAAUUUAAAUAAUAGUUCCGAUCUUGAUAUAGAUGGCAAGCAAGAUACAAAUAGUACAGUGGAAUUAUUUGGUGGAAAGACUACGAUAAAAGUGAAUAAAAAUAUUAAAGAAGAAGUUGAAAAAUCAAAAAUAAAAGAUAAAGUUGUCUCAGAAGAAAAACGUAUUUAUGGUGAAUCUAUUAGCGAUCAUAGUGAUCCUCUUCAUCAAUACUUAAAUGAAGAUGAAGAAGAUGUCUUUAGUCAAACUAGUCCAAAUGGACAACAUUUGAGCGUUGCCGAUUUACCAUUAUUAAAUAAAUUUAAGAAAGCAUUAGAAGGCACUAUAUUAAGUGUAUCGCCUUAUUUAAAAUUUUCUGUUCCUUAUUUAGAAACUGAGACAGGAAGAAAUUGCAUAUUGCGAAGUUUUUUCCCGAGAGAAAUCUUUUAUUCUGUACAAUUUAUGGAUAAAGUAAAAGAAAUUAAAACGGGUAAUGUAUUUACAGAACAGUCUGUAAUUGAAAACCCAUUAAUGAAUUUAAAAUUAAAACCACAACAUCCAUUUGUUCAAGCGAGAUUAACUACAGAUGUGGAUAGCCGAAAGGUACAAGCUUUAUUAGCCAAUUUUAGAGCAUGUGGUAGUCGCUUAUAUCCAACGAAUAAUGUUUUAUCGGAUAAACAAAUUCUGGUACAAUCAGAAGUAACUGAACAACCUCCUAUGUGGCCCGAUUGUUUAGAUCCUGCUAGUCAUCAACGUUUAUCUGUGUUAUUUUGUAGUUUCUCACAUACUGGUAAUAGUGAUACACCAGCAUUUUGCGUAAAUCCUUGGGUAGUUAAUAUGGAUUUAUAUGGAAGAAAUGAUAUUGCGCUUGGACGUUUCUUGGAACGUUAUUGUUUAACAUCUGAAUAUAAAUGUCCUGCUCAAGCAUGUCGAGCACAAAUCGCUCAUCAUAUCCGACGAUUUGCACACGACGGCGGAUGUAUAUAUAUUAGUUUAAGUGAAAUGAGCACCGAUCCAUUUUCUCAAGAGAAUGCAAAUCAAAUUUUAAUGUGGAGCAAAUGUAUGAAAUGUAAAAGCGUUUCACCAGUAGUUCCAAUGUCGGAUGAUACUUGGUCUUUAUCUUUUGCAAAGUAUUUGGAACUACGGUUUCAUGGAAGCGCGUACACCAGACGCGGAACAGAUACUUGUCAACACUCACUUCACCAUGAUCAUUAUCAAUAUUUCACAAAGAAAAAUAUGUUAGCUGUGUUUAAAUACACAAAAAUAUCGCAGUGGGAGAUUUCACUUCCACCUCCGGUGAUAAAUAUUAUGUAUGAUCCAAAACAACAUGCAGAUGUGAUAGAAGAGAUGAAAAGUAUAGCAUUGAAAGGAGACGAAGUUUUUUCUUGUAUACGAGAAAAAUUGACAACUUUACAAACUGAUAUAGAUAUUUUAAAUGCUGUUAAACAGCAGCUAUCUAAGGAUCAACAGUAUUUCAAAAAUAAAAUUGAAGAAAUUCAAUUGAAAUUGACAUCCCCCACUUUAGAGAACAAAAAACUUGAAGGAAAAGUAUCUGAAAAGCAGGUUCAAGCUCUAAUGUUUAGAAUUGAAGAUGGAAUAGUAAUCCUCAAACGAAUAAUAUCAGAAGUUGUAUUUACUUGGAAUGCAAAUAUCUUGGAAAUGUCUGUUAAAAAGAAGGAUGAGAGACCAAGACGAUUUACUGAACGAUCGUUGACGACUGGAAGUAAUAGUAUAAUUGAUACAGAUGGAUAUAUAACAGAAGAUACUGCAUCAGAAUCGCAGUUAGAAGAUUUAAGUCCUAUGUCAGCGGACUAUAAUGCUGUUGAUGCCAUUGCUGCUGCACAAAAUGACUUACAAGGAAUGGAAGGUUUAGAAAAUUCAGACAACGAAGUCUUAGAAAAUAAUAAUCCUGAAGACAUUGUUAUCAUUCAAGAAUCUCCAAAAAUGCAUCAAAGAUCACAUUCUGAUGUUUUGCCUAUUACUUUUGAUGACAUGCCAGAUAAAAAGAAAAAGAAAAAGACUAUUCUAUCACAACUAUUACCUUCCGUUUCUGUUACUCAGCCGAUAGUAAAUCCUUUAGGAACUUUAGAACAUCAUUUACUUCCUCUUGGAUCAGUUGUACCUAUAGUGGUAUAUGAAUCAGAGCCUUCAUCUAUAAUCGCAUAUGCACUAGAUUCACAUGACUAUAAACACGUACUUCAGGAAUUAAUGCGUACGACGAAAGGACCUGAUUUAAAUCCCAGUCCCUUGAAUAAGCGUAAAUUCCCCGAAAAUAAAGAGAAUCUUCCUGAUGUGAUCCAAUCUGGAGAAUUUAAGCGGCCAUCUGUUUUGUCAUUUUUCCGAGGAAAUAGUCCAAAUCCUGCAAGUCCCUUAGACUCUGAUAAAACUAUUUCAAAUACGGAUUCUACCAUACAAAAUCCAUCAACGACAACAGACACAGAUGAGGACAAGAAAACAACAAAACAACAAAAUUACAUCGAAGUUCAAUUUAACGACGCAACGACAAAUUUCUAUUGUAGAAUAUAUUUCGCUGCACAAUUUGCUGCUUUUAGAGAAAAUGUUUUACCGUGUGGAGAGGAUGGUUUUACAAGAAGUUUAUGUCGAAGUGUACAAUGGGCUGCGAGAGGUGGAAAAAGCGGAAGCAGUUUCUGCAAAAGUCGAGACGAUAGGUUUAUUAUAAAAGAGAUGUCUAGACUAGAAAUGCAAAUAUUUCUUGAUUUUGCACCAAAUUACUUUUCCUAUAUGGAAAAAUGUCAACAGACUAAGCAGCCGACAUUGUUAGGAAAGAUAGUCGGCGUUUACAGAGUAUCUUUUAAAAACAAUACAACAAAUGCAGCACUUCGAACUAGUGUAUUAGUGAUGGAGAACUUAUUUUACAAGAGAACGAUAACAGACAAAUUUGAUUUGAAGGGAUCAGUGAGAAAUCGUCUUGUAAAUCCUGAUGAUACGUGUCACGAAGGAGAACUUGUACUGCUCGAUGAAAAUUUAUUGAAUAUGAGCUGCGAUUCGCCGCUCUAUAUCAGAUCACAUUCCAAAGCGGUUUUAAAUAGAGCUAUCGAACAAGACACAAAAUUCCUGGCUGAUAAUUCUGUGAUGGAUUAUUCACUAUUAGUAGGUUUAGAACCAAAUUCAGAUGAACUCGUCCUAGGUAUAAUAGAUUAUAUACGAACGUUUACUUGGGACAAGAAGUUAGAAACAAUGGUGAAGAAAACGGGCAUACUAGGUGGCCAGGGAAAAUUGCCAACAAUAAUAUCACCAGAAGAAUAUCGAGCUCGUUUCAUAGCCGCUAUGCACCGAUAUUUCUUACCUGUACCGGACAGGUGGUCUGGUUUAGGUAGAGGAGUAGAAACAUGAUAAAUAUGACUUUCACAUAGUGAGAUUUCCAAUUUUUCACAAAUACUGUAUACUAAACAUAUUGUAUAUAUAUUUUCUAUGCAGCUGACAUAAAUGUAACAAACAGUGUUACAUAUAAAGGUACGUAAUUGGAUAUUAAUAAAUUAUAGAAUUUUGUUUUUACUAGUCGACAUUACGAUAUUUUGUAAUGGAAAAGUGAUAAAAAUAUGUUACCAUUAUUGUAAUGGAAAGUCUCAUUGUACAGUUUUAAUCUCAUAAUUUAUAUAGCGAUGUAACAUUUAAAUUAUGUCGCUUGUAUUUGGAUUUAUUAAUAUAUUGAUCAUUGUAUUACAUGUACAUAAUACGUUAAUAUUAAAAUUAGCAAGCGAA
This is a messenger RNA of Bombus impatiens (common eastern bumble bee), 6444 nucleotides long. RefSeq names its product 1-phosphatidylinositol 3-phosphate 5-kinase (gene fab1). Gene Ontology annotation, molecular function: metal ion binding; 1-phosphatidylinositol-3-phosphate 5-kinase activity; ATP binding. The coding region runs from base 1 to 6075 and encodes 2024 amino acids. Lineage: Eukaryota; Metazoa; Arthropoda; Insecta; Hymenoptera; Apidae. The transcript is spliced from 14 exons. Gene Ontology annotation, biological process: intracellular signal transduction; phosphatidylinositol metabolic process. The record is from RefSeq and is a predicted model, not a curated record.